AUAUUAGUACUGUAUCAUAUAGCUUGUAACUGGGCUGCACGACCUGAAGCAGAGGUCUUGGUUCUUGUUCUCGCACUUAGUCGACAAACAACUUCUCCGCUUCCACUGCGAUUAAGUCCAAGAAUGUCUUAGACCUUUGUCAUCGUGUAGUCACACGUAUCCCGACGCUAUGGAGCUGCAAGGAUAGCAUUUCCCGAGCGGCUCCCGACGACCUGGCGCUCACGUGCAGAAGCCAGCGUCGCCUGGCAUAAAUGGAAGACUACGAGUAUAUCGCCACGCUUGGCGAGGGGGCGUACGGCUAUGUGUGGAAGUGCGUGGAGCGCACGACCGGGCGGUUGGUGGCCAUCAAGGGGUUCAAGCAGGCGCACGAGGAGCCGGAGGUCAUGAAGCUGGCGGCUCGGGAGGUGCGCGUGUUGCAGUCGCUCCACCACCCCGCAGUGGUGCGACUGCUGGAGGCGUUCCGGAGCAAGAGCGGCCGCGUCUACAUGGUGUUCCCAUUUAUCGGCCGCUCCGCCUUCCAGGAAAUGGACCGGUGCGCGGCACAGGAGCAGGAGCAGCAGAAGGCAGGCAGCGGUGGGGGUGCUGGCGGCGGCGAGGUCGCUGGUGGCGUGUACGGUGGCAGCGGCGGGCUGCCGCCUGCGCUGCUCAAGCUGCUGGCAUUUCAGGUUUUGCACGCCUUGGCAUACCUGCACGACCUCAAGGUUUGUCACCGCGACAUCAAACCGGCGAACAUCCUGAUAAACGACGACGGGAGCGGCGAGGUAGUGCUGUGCGACUUUGGCUUUGCCCGCCACACCCGCUGCGGGCCCCGGGACGUCCAGCAGCUGUCCACCUACGUCGUCACACGCUGGUACCGCGCGCCGGAGGUGCUGUUGAGUGACCAGUAUGGCCCCGCUGCCGACAUCUGGAGUCUGGGCUGCACACUGGCGGAGCUGGCGUUGGGGCAGCCGCUGUUCCCGGGCAGGAGCACGGCCGACCAGCUGUAUCGCAUCAUGCGCUGCUACGGCCGCCUCCCACCCGACAUGGACGCCCGACUGGCCGCCGACGCCCGACUGGCGGGGCUGGGCGUGCCACCCCCCGGCGGCCGCAGCCUGCACGAGCGGCUGCGGGGUGCCGACACCGGCAUCGUGCGACUGGUGGAGAGCUGCCUGCAGGUGGACCCGCGCCGGAGGCCCACCGCCGCCCAGCUCCUAACCGCGCCGUACUUCUGGGGCAUUGGCAAGCUGAUAGCGGGCACACGGCUGGAGUCCGUGUAUGGACAGGUGGCGGCGGCGGCCGUGGAGGGCAAGGUGCUACUGCCGGCGGUAUGCGGUGCUGCAGCCACAAGGGCCGCAGCCACAGGCCCUGCUGGCACCGCCAACCACCCGGCGCCUGUGGCUGCGGCCCCCGUCCCACCGGACAGGGUCGCGGCAAAGGCAGCAGACCGGCUGGAGCCGGCUGCAGAGGCAAAUGCGGCUGCGUCCGUGCGGCCACGAGCGGCCGCAGAGUUGGCGACGGCUAUGGAGGCGCCACGAGCACCAGCAGCACCUCCAGCAUCCACAUCAGCACCAGCAGUAGCGCCAUCCACACCAGCAGUAGCAGUAGCACCCACACCAGCACCAGCAGUAGCACCAGCACCCACACCAGCACCAGCAGUAGCACCAGCGGCGGGCUCGCCUGCGGCGUCAGAGGCGCAGGCAUCAGCCCUUCCGCUGCCACAGCCCCUAGCAAUCGAGGCGCCAGGCCGCGCCGUCGCGCCGGCCCUCAGUCCCGCCACCGGCAGUGCUGCGGCCAGCAUCACUAGCAGGCAUGAUGGCGGCAGCGGCGGCGGCGGUGCCUACGUCAGCAGCUCCAACAGCAGCAUCGGCAUCAGCAAGUGUGCUGUGCCGGUGUCUGCGCCUAAGCAGGUGCCUGGGUCAGUUACGCCUUCACAGGAUCAGGAGGCAAGGCUGCUAUUGGAGCAGUCGGCGCAGGAGGAGCUGGCGGAAGCUAGAAGCCACACACAGCAGCCGCAACAGCAGCAGCAGCCGCAACAGCAGCAGGAAGGGCAGCGGCAGACCGCCGCCGCACCUGCGCGCGCAGCAGUGUUUGAGGCGGCACUUGCCAGCAGUACCGGUGCCGAGCUCCCUGCAGGCUGCAACAGGGAGCGCGGGUCGACGCCCCUUGCAGCAGCCGCUGGUCCCACCACUGCCGCUCACCCCAUGAGUGGAGCCGCCGCCGCUACGGCCACCGUCGCCAUUACCGGGGCCGGAGCGCCGCCUGGCAAUGGCUCCCCCACCGCGUCUGUCGCUGUUAGCAACGGCCAGGUACAUACAGGCUUUGGCAGCUUCUUUACUGCCCAAGGAGGGGCCAGCACGACGGUAACAGACAGCAUUGGAGCCAGCAGCCUCGGUGCCAGCCUUGGGGCUGCUGGCGGCGGUGGCGGUUCGCGGGUGCUGGCGUCUGCACUGGCGCAACAGCAGCUGCAGAAGCAGCAGCAGCAACACAUGCAGCAGCAGCUGCAGCAGCUGCAGCACAUGCAGCACCUGCAGCAGCUGCAAACGGAUACCGUGAUGGCCACGUUGGCGGCGCUGCAGCGGCUGCCAAGCGGCGGACACAACACGACGCCGCUCGGCACUGCGGGCGGCACCAACGGCGCGGCGGCGGCGGCGGCAGGCGGCGCAGCCAGGAAAGGCGCGGCGCCGCCGCAGAUGCUGCCGCCACCGCCGGGGGAUGCGGCGGCCGCGGCGCCGCUCUUUACAUGGCCGGGCUUAGCGCCGCUGGAUUCAGCCGGCACCUCCUCCGUCCUGCCGGGCAUCGGUUCUAUGCUUCUAGGGGAGGCGGCCGCGCCGCCUGACGCCUCGGCGGCGGCGCCGGCGCCUACGUCGCGGCUUGUCCCCAAAACCUCCGGUGACAUGGAUGGGGCCGCCUGGGGCAACGCCACAGACUUUGCCUCGCUCGUGCACAAUGCGGCGGCGGUCCCCCCGCCGAACUUGGUGUCGUCCCUUCUACGCCAGGGCAAGGCGGCGGCGGAGCCGGCGGAGCUGGCGACGCCGACGCAGGCGCAAACAGUGACACCCCAAACCGUGGCGGCCGGGGGCAUGCGGUCAUCGGUAGCGGCGCACGCAGAUCGCAGCUCGCAUCACCGCACUCGCACGGACGUCAAAUUCACAUCUCACGGCGUGUGCGUCAUGGGAGCUGCCGAGGCGGCGGCGGCGUUAGCGGCGGCGGCGGCAGCACCCAGCGGCAGGCAGGCGGCGCUGAAGACCAGCAAAAGCUGCAUCACGCCGGGAUACAACUCGAGGCCCGUCAACAGUACUGCAACCGCCGCAGUCGUAGCCAUAGCCGCCGCUACUGGCGGCGGUGGCGGUGGUGGCACUGCGUACAGCAGCGGCGACUGCGGCGCCGCCGCAGGCGCAGGCGCGGGCGUUGCCGCCGCCACCGCCAGCAGUAGCAGCGUUACGCGCGCCCCUGGCCUCAUGAGGCUGAGCAGUCCGGACAUCGCCAUGGCAGAGUGCAUCACGCCGACUGGCAUGCCUGUCCCGGCGGCAGCCGCAGCGGGUGCAGCGACCGCUGCGACGGCGGCGGCGGUGGCGGCAACAGGGGGCACGGGGGCGGCAGCAGGGCCAGGCGGCGGCCGCGCGCCGCCGAUGCCGCCAAUGCCGCAACAGGCACGCGGCGCUGUCGCCGUCGUCGCCGCCGUCGUGGGCCGAAAUCUCGCAUUCCUGGGCAGCCUGGACGCGGCGGGCGGCCUCGUCAGCUUCAACCCGGUCGCCACCACCGACACCAUGUUCUCCCGGGACUCGGCGUUCGCGCCCUUCUCGCCGGCAGCGGCGCCGCUGCUGACGUCAGCUGAUGCGCUAUCGCCACCUCAGGCCAACCAGCAGUCGCAGCAGCAGUCGCAGCAGCAGUCGCAGCAGCAGUCGCAGCAGCAGCAGCGGACGCCGCGGCCACUGCUGGCGACCACAAGGUCCGGGAUCCCUGUAUCGUCAGGCGCGACGGCGGCGGUUGCGGCUGCUGGCGGUGGUGCCGCCGCCGCUGGUGGAGUCGGCGGCAACGCGCGCACAGCCAGCGGCGCUGUGGGCGGCAGCGCCAGCGCCACACGGCCGCUGCUGCUGAGCGGGCCACUACUACUGAGCUCGGCGGCAGGGGAUUGCGUCUGCAACACCACCAAUGAUGGUGGCCGGCAGCUGCUGCUGCCGCCGCCAGCAGGGCGGCGCGGUGCCAGCAGCAGCAACAGCAGCAGCUGUGUGGGAAGGACGGUGGCGCCGCCGCUGCUGGUGCAGCCCGCAUCCCUGGCGGAGGGCGGCGGCGGCGGCGGCCUGCGUGUGCCGCCUCUAUCGGCGGAAGGUGGCUGCGUUGCCGCUGCGGCCGGCGAUGCCACCACGCCUGCUGCCUCGUCGUGCGCCGCGGCGGGUUGUGUGGGCGCCGGCCCGGGCGGGAGCAUAAGCCGCAGCCGGAGCCGCUUUGGAACCUCCCAACCUAACCUCAACACGGCGGUUGGCGCCGCCGCUCCUCCCACCUCGGGUGGCCUGCUGCUGCUGUCCCGUGCAAGCGGCGUCGCCGACGGUGGCGAUAGCGCUUGGGCACUGAGAACGUCCAGCGCAAGCGCUUACGGCGGCCGCGCCGCCGGCGGCGCUGAUGCUCCCAUGGCUGCCUGGGGUUCGUCUCCGCACCUGUUGUCAUUGCAAAACGACUUCCUGAAGUCAACGGCGAGCGGCAGGGAGCGGGACAGCCAAGCAGUGGCGUUGGUCGACGUCAACGGCGUCGCCACCAAGUACCGCUCAGCCAGCUGUGGCGGUGCCGCUGCCGCGGGUGCGGCCGCCGCCGCCGCCGCGGUGGCAGGCGGUGGCGGCGGCCGCAGCAUCAAUGCCGUUGGUGCCGCCGCCGGCAGCGCUAGCAAGCCGGAGAGGCGGAAGGGCGGCGGCGUGUUCGCCAAGAUGCUGCGUGCUGUCAAGCGCGCAUUUACUUAAUGUGCACGUCCUUAAGCCUAAACGCUCCUCGGUCAUCGAAUGACGCUAUUUUGUUGCUGCAGCGGUUGUUUCAUCCAUUCAGCUUACUUGCACGUGAUGGCGGCACGUACGUCAUGCAUCAUGCACCAACCGCCAGCGGUGCCUUGAGCUUGCACAGAUAGAACCCAUCCACGGCAUCCACAGACAUCUGCAUGCCGCAUACUCAAGUGUGCGCAACUUGUCUUUUUACUUUGCAUUUGAGUGCUGGCAUGUGCGUGCUCUUGUUGGCCGCACCAUCCGCCGCAUUUCAAGCUUAGCAUAGUGAUUAUUGCUUCGCUCGAAUGGCGGGUGAAGUGUGGCCCGAAGCGUCCCAAGGAACCACGACACAGAAGCAUCAAACUCGCGGCAUCAACAGAAGCAGAGCCAACGUAUCGCAAAUGCUAUGAGCAUAGGGGCGCUAGCAAUCAAAACCGAUAGCGAACCGAAGAAGAGAACAUAUAUGGAGGCUGCUGCCGGAAGGUGUGUUGCGCCUGUUGGUGUUGUGCACAUGUGGCGGUGGCACACGUUGCGCAUCGUUUGCUUCGAAACUCAGAGCUACACGUGUGUGCCGCCGCCAAUAAAGGCGCUGUGGAAAUCGUGACAUGCAGUGAUUGGCGUCGUGUUGCCCGAUAUCGUCCAAGUAUCCGUGUGCGUGCGACUCCAGGGCACCCAAUCAGCCCAGCACAGUAAGUGUGCACCACCAAUGAAGUCGGUUGGGUUAUUCCAAAUGCUGAAGUCAUGCCAGGCCAGCGUUUGUGCUUGACGCUGGCGUACAUACCGGUACAUGCGGGCUCAGGUGGUGGGCUGUUGCACCAUGAAGCGCACAGCUGAAAGCAUUUUGCUAGAUUGCCUAUAAAGUAGAAAUCAAGAGUGCGAGGAGUGAAUAGAAAGUGUCCGCAUUUUUGCCUCAUUUCAAUAGUGCCUGCCGCGCAUGAAAGGGGUUAAGUAUUACGGGGUUCUGAAGCGGUUGCUGUCUACGCGGCGGUUGGCUGGCUUCAGUGCCAUGGCCCGUGGGCAUUGCUUACUCGCCUUUUGGCCCGGGAUGGGUAACCUGUCGCAUUGCCGAGAUUGCAAGGGCCACGGAUGGGCCACGAGCGGGUUUUGGGGGCGGUGACAUCAAUCAAUUGCGUGCUGAUUGCUGUGGGUCUGAAGAUGUUGGUCUGCAGGGUUCUGGGUCUGUCGUACAGUGUGUGUGUGUGUGUGUGUGUGUGUGUGUGUGUGUGUGUGUGUGUGUGUGUGUGUGUGUGUGUGUGUGUGUGUGUGUGUGUGUGUGUGUGUGUGUGUAUGUAGUUCAUUUCAAUCCCAAAAUAAACCCUUGCCAACCCAGAACCCAUAGAGCGCGGAGGAGAGGGAUAUGCUGGGGGGUUAGUUCAUUCUCCAAAUGACAGGGCAAUUGCCCAGGUCGUGGAAUACGAGUAGCUAAUUUAUAAGUCUAACCACCUUUAACUAAAACGGUACGGUAGUGCGGGUGAUGGGCCAUCUGACGGUCUGAGAUUCGCACACGUGAUCCAGGAAAGCGUUUUCAGCCCCCAAGUGGCGCCUGAGGUGCAGUGACCUGAGAGAUGAAUGGCUCGUGUCCCAGGGGAAUUGAGAUGGGAGCACAACUUGCGAGCAGCAACUCACGGAGAAAGUUUAUCAUGCCAAGCGCUGAAGGCGUGGGGGCACGCCUUGGCACUGCUACCAGCCUACCAGGGUUCCUGGGCCAGUGGCUGCAUUGCAGGUUCCCUGCCCGUGUAAUCUCUAUUGCUU
This is a messenger RNA of Chlamydomonas reinhardtii, 6698 nucleotides long. RefSeq lists its product as uncharacterized. NCBI's taxonomy places the organism in Eukaryota, Viridiplantae, Chlorophyta, Chlorophyceae, Chlamydomonadales, Chlamydomonadaceae. The record is from RefSeq and is a predicted model, not a curated record. Gene Ontology annotation, cellular component: cytoplasm; nucleus. Gene Ontology annotation, molecular function: ATP binding; MAP kinase activity. Bases 252 to 4931 code for a protein of 1559 amino acids. The transcript has 10 exons. Gene Ontology annotation, biological process: intracellular signal transduction; protein phosphorylation.